This is a messenger RNA of Coregonus sp. 'balchen', 10983 nucleotides long. Lineage: Eukaryota; Metazoa; Chordata; Actinopteri; Salmoniformes; Salmonidae. The record is from the annotation of a GenBank genome assembly.
GGGCACAAUUGGAGUUUGGUACUUCAGCAUCAUGGGUUGCAAAACAAGAUCCAUGCAUUGUGUCUUGCGGUGUGUGUGCUUCAUGCUUCUUCACUUGUCUUGUACAGCACAAGAUGAGGACAUGAGAUUCAGUAAGAGUGCUUCUGUCUUCAUCGUUAUAUGUGACACAUUUCCAUUGCAUGGUGUCUAUUAUCUCUCACGUUUACUAUAAAAACAGAAUGGAUGUUCAGGAAAGCUCUAUGAACUGUAUUGGUAUUCCUUUAUAAGAAGUGAAUAUUCUUCAUUAAUGUUUUUUUCAAGGCUGUGUAACACCACUCAUGUGUAUCAUCUCUCUUACAGGUUGUAAGACUGUGGCAAGCGAUCUGGUCUUUAUCCUAGACGGCUCGUGGAGCGUAGCCGAUGUGAACUUUGAAAUAGUCAAGCGAUGGCUCGUCAAUAUCACCACAAGCUUUAACAUCGGACAGAAGUUCACCCAGAUUGGAGUGGUCCAAUACAGUGAUGAUCCAAUCAUAAAUAUUCCACUAGGGAAGCACCUUCAUAUCAAGGAUCUCAUCAGAGCCAUGGAAUCCAUUGACUACAUGGGAGGAAACACAAGGACUGGGACGGCCAUACAGUUUGCCAGCGACAAACUGUUUAACCUGUCUGAGCGAGGCCCAAAGGGCAUUGCUAGAAUCGCUGUGGUCCUAACAGACGGGAAGUCACAAGAUGAGGUGAAAGCAGCAGCAGAUGCAGCCCGGAGGAGAGGAAUAAUCAUGUUUGCCAUUGGUGUGGGAUCUGAGACGGAAGAGGCGGAGUUGAACGCUAUUGGAAACAAGCCUUCCUCCAACUACGUGUUUUACGUCGAUGACUAUAAAGCUAUUUCCAAGAUCCGUGAGACCAUAAGGCAGAAGUUGUGUGAAGGUAGGCGUUUAUGUGAUGACAAAAUGGGGACCCUCAUGAGCCCUAUCCCUCAGCUUCACAACAAACCAUUUUUGUUGUUGUUCGUUAAAAUGAAGGAGCGGUCCUUUAAAGACUCUUUGGUUCAUUUAACAUGUUUGCACAUUGCCAAACAUUGAAGCUAUUCAAAACCAAGAAAUGUCUUAAAAUCUAAUGUUUUCUAAAGAUUUAAUGUUUGGGAAUCUAAUGUUUUCUCAAGAUCUAAUGAUUGGGAAUCUAACGUUUUCUGAAGCUGUUGACUGUGGAUGACUAGCCAAACUGUGUCAAGAGAGUAAUGUCAAUGUAAUGUUAGUGCUUCAAGUGAACCAAUAUCUGGGCAAAGAAGAUAAUUAUAUGACGUGAUCUCCUCUCUGCCCAAGGCCUAAGUAAAAUUGUACAAGCAACAGAACCUGAUGUAUUGUUUUUGACCGGAAGAGGCACCUUCUGGUAAAAAAACAAUACAUUAUGAUUUUUUUGGUUGCUUGUAGAUAUUUAUUUAGACCUUUUUUGGAACUACAUACAGUACAUUGCGUAACGGCAGUAAAUUACAAUAGUUGCAGGCAGGGUAGGCAUAUUUGGUGAGUAAUUCUGACAUUAUAAUGCUUCCAGAGCUGGUGAAUGGUAGCUUGAAUGGUAGCGUUCUGUGCCGAGAGGAGAUCUUGUCAUAUUCACUGUCUCCUUUGCCCAGAUACUGGUUCAUGCUUCGGGGUGAAGUAAAGGUUAGUGAAGCUAUUGCUAGGAAAACAGCUGAAAUUGUUAAUGAUCUAUACCAAAUCUUUGUAAAACUGAAGGGGUAUGUGCAUGGCUUUCGGCACUUGGCAAUGCAUCCUGGUAGUCAACAUAGCAAGAAUACGUACUGAAUGCUUACAGCCUUGUUGAAAAUACGUUUUAGAACAAAAGGGUUUCAUCAAGAACAAGAGCAAAAACAACACCCAGAACAAAACAUGAAACAAUAGCUAGGACAAUCGGACCUAUUUGAGAGGUUGUAUCUGAUGUCUGAUCCCAUGUAAAUGAAUAGCCUACUGGAAUAAUUAAGAUGAGUGAUUAAGGUAUGGGUGUAAUGGUCAAAUUCUGUCUGGUUUUCCCGAUGGGAGGGAUGUUCUAUAUACAGACUGCAUAUUUGCAAAAUGUCCGGUAUUCCAUUCCAAUGUAUUUUACUAUAGAUUAUUUGACACUUCGGUUUCCAGGUCAAAUUAAAUAAAUUAUUGCGUUCAUUGGAUUUACUCUAAAUGUAACAUGCAGCCCAACCAGAAAAAAAAGAUGGUGGUACUUCUAUGAAAAUGUGUUUGUGAUGUUCAACCAGUCACACAAAAAUACGUACUAUGCCGUGUUCUUAAUUCUUUCAUUCUCUUUAUUUCAGAGACUGUUUGUCCAAGCAGAAUCUCAGUCGAUAACGGUGACGUGAAGGGCUUCGAUAUUCUACAUUAUCUUAAUUUGGCCAAAAAGGUCAAAAAAACUCAAGGGUCUUUCUAUGGCUCCAAAGCCUUCCAGGUGACAUCUCGAGUCGACCUGAGUGAAAGCACAACGUAAGCUUAAAACACCAUGUCAUGUCCAGUGGCGUAGCGCAUGGGGCCCCCCAUUUUUCAUGUGGGAAGAGAUAAAAAUGUGCAGUAUUAUAGCUAAUUUCAUGCUAUUUUACACAUUUUGCAUGAGGUUGAGAAAAUUUGUUGCUGUUUUAGAGCUCAGGCAUUCUUGAAAGGCAGGACAAUCUCAACUUUUUUUCCACAAAUAUUUGCCUAAAUAAAAAAAUAAAAUAGAUAUAUUUUGAUAGACCAAAGUAUCAGCUAUAACAGCUAUAAUGUAAAGGAACAACCUCCAAUUUCUUUUAUGUUUUCAUAAAAUGCAACUAACUGGAUUUAUGCCAACCCCAUCAGACACCAUAAAAGGAAUUUUAUUUCUAUAAUUAUUGUCCAACAAGUGUUUUAAGGCCAAAAUAAAAAUGAAAUUGGGGAUGAAACAUUGAAUUUGGCCUUUACUGCUAUAGCCCAUAGAAACACAUUGAAUAACACAUUCAUAAAUGGCAAAACAGAAAGACAAAAUAUAAAUCAUAAGGAACAAGGUUUUGAAGUGUCUGUCCUCUAUCUGAGAGACAUAAGAAAACUUAGACCCAUGUUUGGUCACGUUAUUUUUGGCACAUUUUACCUAUGCACUUUUUGCAGCCUGUUACUUGAUUUUCUCAGACCUUUUCCCUGAAGCUUAUUAGUUUGUAGCUCACACGGUUCAGGUUUUACGGACAAAUUCGUGACGAUUUGUGUAGAAAAAGGUUGCUUUCAUAAGCCCCGUGUUAUGGAAUAUGCGCCAACUUUAUAUCUCUGGAAAGAGGGGAUUGAGCUGCAGCCAAGUCUCUAACAUAAACACACAGGGUGCUACUCAAUAUCCAAAAUGACACUGGGGUGCAUCAAUCGACUUUAGGGGGUUUUUAAAGUCAAAGAUGGCUAUUUAAUGAAAACACAAUAAGAUAAUUUUCCAGUUAUAACAAUUAUUGCCAGUUUCUUUUUUAUUUUAAACACUUUUUUGUAGAGUUUGAAAUUGGGAUCCAGACAAGGGCAUUUAGAAAGUUUUUAGAAAAUUCCUAAAACAAAUCUUGUCCCUUAUAAGAUUCUCAUAAAUGUACAUUUUAAGCUCAAAUAAAAAUAAAUAAACAAAAUCCUUUUUUUUUGUAGUAGAAAAAUAACAACAAUUGUCCCGACUUUCAAGAAUCUCUGAGCUAAUUUACUGCUAUUCUACACAUUUUGCCAUGAGGCUGAGAGAAAAUGUUGUAGUUUUUAAGCUACUUUCCAGUAAUUCUAAACAUUUAUUUCAUGGUAAGAUGAUUUUUUUCUACCUCAGUGGGGGGUCUGCGGGGCUGUGUGCUACGCCAGUGGUCAUGUCAAUAUUGCCAUGUCUACUUUAUCACUCUGGUUUCAUAGUGAUGUGACUGACUGGUUGUUCCAUAGUGAUGUGACGAUGUUGUUCAUAGUGAUGUGACUGAUGUUUUCAUAGUGAUGUGACUGACUGGUUGUUUCAUAGUGAUGUGACUGACUGGUUGUUUCAUAGUGAUGUGAUUGACUGGUUGUUUCAUAGUGAUGUGAUUGACUGGUUGUUUCAUAGUGAUGUGAUUGACUGGUUGUUUCAUAGUGAUGUGAUUGACUGGUUGUUUCAUAGUGAUUGAUGAGUGUUGUUCUAGUGAUGUGAUUGACUGGUUGUUUCAUAGUGAUGUGAUUGACUGGUUGUUUCAUAGUGAUGUGAUUGACUGGUUGUUUCAUAGUGAUGUGACUGACUGGUUGUUUCAUAGUGAUGUGACUGACUGGUUGUUUCAUAGUGAUGUGAUUGACUGGUUGUUUAAUUUUGGCCCACAGGAACUUGUUUCCAGAUGGCCUGCCUCCAUCCUAUGUCUUUGUGUCCACGCUGAGGUACAAGGGGUCUCUGCUCAGGGAAGAGUGGGACCUAUGGAGGAUACAGACCAAUAACGGGAAACCACAAAUGGCUGUCACACUAAAUGGAUUUGAACGCAGUGUCAAGUUCACUACAACCAGUGUAGCACCAGGUGAUACUCAGACAGUGGUCUUCCAACAAGAACCUGCCAAGGUACCUCAACACCAUGAGUCUUCCAAAUCACCAAAACAGACACAUGACAUGAUAGUACUUUACAAAUGUAGGAUCUUCUUCUGUUUAUUAGUACUCUGUUUAUUAUUUAUCCUGAUUGCCUAGUCACUUUUACCCCUACCUACAUGUAACCUCCCGAGUGGCGCAGUGGUCUAAGGCACUGCAUCCAGUGCUAGCUGUGCCACUAGAGAUCCUGGUUCGAAUCCAGGCUCUGUCGUAGCUGGCUGUGACCGGGAGACCCAUGGGGCGGUGCACAAUUGGCCCAGGGUAGGGAGGGAAUGGCAGGCAGGGAUGUAGCUCAGUUGGUAGAGCAUGCCGUUUGCAACGCCAGGGUUGUGGGUUUGAUUCCAUUGGGGGGCCAGUAUGAUGAAAUAAAAAAAUGGUGUAUGCAAUCACUCUGGAUAAGAGCGUCUGUAAAAAUGUGAGUAUUAUCUCAACUACCUCAUACCCCUGCAUAUUGACUCGGUACUGGUACUCCUUGUAUAUAGCAUUGUUAUUUGUUGUAUUUCUAUUUGCUAAUUUUCUUACUUUUUAUCUCUGCGUUGUUGGUUAAGGGAUCGUAAGUAAGCAUUUCACUGUAAAGUGUACACCGGUUAUAUUCGGCGCAUUUGACAUACAAUUUGAUUAGAUUUUACCUGUAUUGUUGCAGCAACAAGAUUUGAACGUUUAGUCCAUAAUUCUGCUUGAUCGGUGGUUAGGCUGUUAGCUGGUCAAAAUGAGGCUACAUGAAAAGUGGAAUACUGUUACUAUAACCAUCUGUUAGCGUGGGUUUUCAGUUAAUUUAUGUAAAUCACGAAUCAUGAAAAUCUCUGAGGCAGAUGUACAGUCUCUACAAUCCAUGAAACACAGAGAGGGCUCAUAAAACAGUGAUAGGGUUUAUUACUGCACACACUAAUGAUAUUACAGCAAACUACAUUAUAUUCCAAAAAAGCAAAAUAACUAACUUGCAUGACUUUCUAAGGAUUGGGAGGUGGUGGGAUUGAAGACUGUGACAUUUGAGGAGAAUGGAAUGUAGUGAAUUGAAAGAAUAAUGAUUCAAUAUGGUUAGAUAAUCAAACUUCCUAGAGAUCAGUCACCAUAUCAGACUAUUUGAAAUCAUCCAAAGUUUUCCUACUGGCCAUGUGCUAGCUGAGGCCUACUUUACAAUGGCUUCCUGACAUGCCUGAGUUAAGUGUCUUGGUCUGCGUUUAGACAGGCAGCCCAAUUCUGAUAUUUUUUUCACUAAUUGGUGUUUUGACCAAUCAGAUCAGCUCUGAAAAAUAUCUUAUGUGAAAAUAUCUGAUGUGAUUAGUUUAAAUUAGAUUAGUGGAAAAAACAUCAGCAUUGGGGUACGUGUCUAAACGCAGCCUUUGAUUCCUUACAUUCUGACCAUGUGGAUAAGUGAUUUUAACAAAAAAGAAAAGAAAACUGAUGUUCUAAAGCUGAGGCUGUUCUCGGCUCUGUGUGUUUGUUUGUUUCUCCAAUGUUCUUUCUAUCAAUGUUUUGUGAUUGCACAACAAUUUAAUAUCCAUUGCACUCUCUAGUAGGCAAGUUGUUACAUUUUCCUAGACCUUGUUGACCUUUGUAUAAAUAAUCCUUCCUUAUCCUGUUUUCUUGUCAAAUAGAAACUAUUUGAUGAGAACUGGCAUCAGCUUCGCCUACUGGUCACCGAGCAGGAUGUUACCCUGUAUGUUGAUGACCUGGAAAUUGAAACCUUGCCAUUGGAACCUCCUGCUGGUAUCUUCAUUAAUGGGAAGACCCAGAUCGGAAAGUAUGUCAGCAAAGAGACAACUGUACCAGUAAGUUUAUCCGGAGACAACAUUUUCAGAACCAAUAAUGUGCGUUUGUGCAAGACAACUGUCUACAGAUGUAGGAUCUUAAUUUGAGCCAGUUUGCUACAACAGGAAAAUAAUCCUUCUGCAACAGGAAAUGUGAAUUAAUAUGUGGAUUAUAAUUAAUUGGCAUUUUUGUAGGGGUUGAUACAUUUUUCAUAAGGGAAAUUACAAUCUUCAGAAGCCUUUUUAAACCUCAAAUAAACUAUAAGUUUCACAAAGUUCUCCUGCAACAUGGUGAUCAAAUUAAGAUCCUACAUCUGUAUAUUGGAUCACAUUUACGCAGCUAUUGGUCUAACCUUUUAACAGUAGGAUGUGAAGAGUCAAGAGUCUUCAUUGUCCUUUAAAACAUACUGACCUCAGUGGAUUAGAAAAUCUUGCCACGAAGAACCUCUCUGUCUUCUAUGUUUUAUUUAGUCUUUGCUUUAUUUGGCGAUGUUGAUACAUGGUGUACUUGGGCCAAACAUCCUCAAGCUGCAAUCAAUCAUAAUGAUGUUGUGUUUUAAUGAACUACUUUUGGCUAAGCUAAUUUGAGACGUGCAACCAGAAUGUUGCUGGAUUUGUUUUCGAACGCAUAAAACUUGAAAAUGACCUGCAAGUAAAUCCUUACAAGUUAUCUUAAAUAUAAAGAAGGUGUCACUUAAGUCUAGAGAAAUAACUUCCUGGUAUGGUGAUGAGAGGGACUUAGGACUUCAUUCAUCAUUAUAAAACUUUUAGCAAGAUAAAGUAGCCACGUGUUAAGAUUGAAAUGCUUUUUCCCCGACCUCAUGAUAAUUCCUUUCUUUAACAGUUUGAGAUUAUGAAGCUCAGGAUCUACUGCGAGCCCGGGCAGAACAACCGUGAGACUGCCUGUGAAAUACCUGGAGUUGUGAGUACAAACACCUGUUUGGAUCUGUCCUUGUAGUACAUGUUUGAAGGGAUCACAUAUUUUCCUGUUCUUGAUCACAAUGCACCACUAUACUAUAUGCCACCAUAUCACCACCAUGACUUAGUAUCGGGGGAAAUCCAUACGAUGUUUAUUUUGAAAUCUGAUGAAAUGUCUCAAAAAUAUACGUUUUUCCUUUCUUCUUUCUCCUCUUUCAGUUGUGCAUUGAAUCAUAUGGUACUGGGGAAUAUGAUUCACAAUAUAUGACCUUUGUUUUAUAGAUUAUUACAUUAUUAUUAUCACUUGUGUUUGACCUCAUCCUGCUUUCUGUGUGAUGUGGUGGAGCGUCUUUACCUCUGCUUGCCUCAUGCACAUUGCUCUCCCUGUUAUUUUACUAUCUGACGGCAAAUCUGUUUGUGAAGCAGUGGCCAAAUGCUGCAUUGGCUUGGCUAUUGCUUUCACUACUAACCCACGAUGCCAGACCAUUGUUUUGCAUAUGUUGUUUCUGGAUAUCAGUUUGGGAGAAACAAAACGAGGGAGAGAGAGGCUCUGAAAACACACAACCGCAUGCCAACAUCUCUCUCUCUGCAUGUUUUGCAUUAUUUCAUUUACCUUCAACCAGUGUUAUUGUUUUAACAGAUUAGUCUAUUAGUGUGAGAUUACAGGUUGCCAGGCGCUUCCAUUACAUAAUCUCGCUCCUUUUAUUUCCAGGACGGAGAGGUAUGUAUUUUGGCUGAUGGCUUUGCUCGCUUACAAAGUAAACCCUAGUUUCAUUUUCAUCGCUAGAGGUAAGACUAUACUUUAUUCUAUGGUCUUUUGCAGUGUCACUAAUCUGCUAGGGGUUGUGCAAUGUAUAGGUAACACUUUACCUUAAAGGAAAAUUCCACCCAACAGCUAUCUUUUGGUAUUUAUUUUAUUAGUCCAUUGUGGAUAUAAUCCCAAUUUGUUUUGCAUGUCAGCAAUCAAGUUUUCAAGAUAUGUAACUUACAGCCGGUAUGAUGCAUUUUGCAUCAUAUGAUGCAAUACGCAGCAUCAUAUAAUGCAAAAUGCAUCAUACCGGCUGUAUUUCUGUAUUUUGAAAGUUAUAUACAGUAUCUUGAAAAUGUGAUUGCUGACAUGAAAAAGAUUUUGGAGCUAUAUCAAUACAGCAAUAACUGUAGUUACAACAUUGUAAUAGGGGAGGGAAGGUAAAGGGGGGAUACCUAGUUAGUUGCACAACUAAAUGCAGUCAACCGAAAUGUGUCUUCCGCAUUUAACCCAACCCCUCUGAAUCAGAGAGGUGUGGUGGGCUUCCGGCACCUGGGGAGCAGUUGUUGUUGUGGGUUAACUGCCUUGCUCAAGGGCAGAACGUCAGAUUUUUACCACCUUGCCGGCUUGGGGAUUCGGACCAUCACCCUUUCGGUUACUGGCCCAACACUCUUAACAGCUAGGCUACCAGUAAUAACAAAGUAAUCACAUGGUAGUGGCUUUAUGUUGAACAUACCUAUAGUUACAUUUUACGGAUUUCAGGGUAAGUCCAAGGUAAUAAUCUUCCCUUGUGUCAAGCUAGCAUACAUAUUUGAACUAAUAUGCAGUCAAGGUUUUUUGUCUCUUGCUAUGAACAUGUAAUAUAACCCUUUGUCUCUAGAACUACGUUUACAAAGUUGUUUUGCUGGAAGUGUCUGCUGUGUGAAUGCUACUGUGCUGCUAAAUGCUAAAUGAUUAGGCUGCUAAAAGACAUGAACUGAAUGCACUCCCUUGGCUUUAGUUGUCUGAGAGUGUCUGUUAGCAGGAAAUCAGACAUAUCAUUGAUUCAUUGCUCGAAUGUCUUCCAUAUGACAAGAGUAUGGCUUAGUGAACACUAUGUUAAAACCUUUUACUGCAUUGGGCUAAAUCAGGGUCACACAAAGUAGUCUACUUUGAAACAAAAGUAUACACCUCACACACCUGGCUAUGGGCUUAAAAAAAGAAGACACCUGUACCAUGUCAGAUAUAGAGUUGAAAUGUAUUCAAGUUUGAGUUUGCAUCCCAAUAGUACACUUUAUAUACGUAACAGAAGACAGAAAUAUUUUUAAAAAACAUUUGAUAUAGAAACACUGGAUUUCCGGCUGUUUAAAAAAAACAAUGUUGAUUAAUUAUGAAAUUAUGAAAAAUAUUAAUAACGUUCCACCCAUGAGGCCACUAGAGGGCGAUUUGGUAAUUUGACUGCAGGAAAGGGCUACAUGUCAUUAGUGAAUGGUGUGCGUGUUUCUUGUUUAUUCCAGUGCGCCAACGGCCCUGGUGACAUCGACGUGGAGCCCACUCCAGAACCCUGUACCUGUCCUCCCGGACCUCCUGGUUUUCCAGGCAUGAAGGUCAGUCAGAAGGGUUACACCACGGCACUUGCCAGUUUCUAAAUCAAGUGUCAACUCCUUCCAUCAGGACACGCUGCUGUGCAAAUCAAAUACACUUCUGAAAGUGUUUAACUUUUGAACAGUUUUGUGACGUAAAUUGUUUUGUCUCCCCACAACUUGCAUGACCAAUUCAUCCAAGAUGCCGAACGUACAGCCAAAUUGAAAGAUGCGGUUCAAACGGAUGUGGCUUUGUGCCUACAGUACGUCACGGUGACGGCAAUGCAUGUGAUUGGGUUGUGGUUGGAAGAUGUUAUCAAUAAGACCCGCCCCACUGUCCAAUGUCUUUAUUGAUGGAAAGAACUAACCAUUGAAAUAGGGACUUGUUCCAGACUGUUUGUCAAGAGAAUGUCAAGUUGACUAAAAGUAGAAACAGACUGACUCCUAGGCAAAAUAAAGUGUACUGAAAUGGGCCACAAAAUAAAGUGCUGUGUGACACAUUUCAUUGUUCACAGAGCAUAUGCCAAAGAAUUUAUAAGAUGUUAAAACUAACACUAAAACGUUUCACGAAGUAGCCUACCUUUAAGCAAUAUUACCAUAGCAACAGGUCCUUUUAUUCUGUAAAAGUGUACAAGGUUGCAGGCGUGUUUGUGUUUAUAAGGCCAUAGUCAUGCAUUGGUACAAAUCCUGUUUUUCAACAGGAAAAUAUUACUCUUAAAGGCUUUAAUAAUACAUCCAAAAGGCUACAAGCAUGGCUGGUUCGCAGAUAGACCUUUUGGGCUGAAUCAGAGGAAACUGGUGGGAGGAGCUACAGAAGCUAUAGGAGGAAUCAAUGGAAUGGAGUCAAACGUUGUUUCCAUUUGUUUGAAGUGUUUCUUACUAUUCCAUUUACUCCAUUCCAGCCAUUACAAUGAGCCUGUCCUCCUAUAGCUCCUCCCACCAGCCUCCUCUGGGGCUGAUAUAUUACCAGGAAUUGUAAUAAAGGGCAUCUUGAAUCAAGUAAAGUUCAACAUGUCCUGCUGAGACAUGAACUCAGAAUGAUCUUUUGUACUCUUAAAGUCUGUAAAGCCUUGAAAGUUUUUUUCCAGGAAAGGUAAAAAGCAUUUCUGUUUGAAGCUCCUCACAAAGAACAUGUUUUAAAAUCACAUCGGUGCUGCUUUAGUGCAUGCAAUAGACAAAUGGUUUCUGAGUAGUUCAGCGGUUUCAUGAGUGGUGCACUUGCAUUGUUUAAAAAUCUAAAUGGUCCAGUCAAUAACAUGCUGUGUUCUCUGUCAGGGGGAAGCAGGAACAAUGGGGAACCCCGGUCAAGCUGGUCCUGCUGGUGCUGACGGUAAGACUGUGAGUACUACAUAGUUUAAUAUACAAACAUCCACUCACUUAUCACCCAUCAGAAUCCAACACUUUUGGAGAAAAUAAAUGCAUCGAUAAUGGAUUCAUUGCUAUUCGGGACAUUGCUGAAUGGGCAUUCAAAUCAGUUGGAUGCCAAUUGGAUGUUUUG